UAUGCAAAAUUCGUUAUGCUACGCCCACCGGAAGUACUUGCAGACUUGUGGUACUAUACUAGACCCAAUACUUCUGUCUCUGCUACGUACCGGUACAAUACCGAUACCUUUAAAACAUCUAAAAUACUGGAAUAUGAAUGUGAAACUUAACUCUGGGAUUUGAAUAAAGGUUUUUUGGUAUGUGGUAUCGUUUGAAAUGUCAGACAAAGCAGUUGUACCAGGCAAUUAUAAAGGUUGGUUGUGGAAGUGGACAAAUUAUGUCAAAGGUUAUCAGAAGAGAUGGUUCGUACUUUCAAAUGGACUGCUGUCCUAUUACAAGUCUCAAGCAGAAGUGUCUGUAGCAUGUAGAGGUACAGUCAUUUUAGCUGGAGCUUCUAUUGUUACUGAAGAUUCGUGCCAUUUCACAAUUUCAAAUGGAAGUGCACAUCGUUAUCAUUUGAAGGCUGGUUCAGAAAUAGAACGCCAAAGGUGGAUAACGGCAUUAGAACUAGCAAAGACAUUAUCAACUCAAAUGCUGGAUUCAGUUGUUCCUCUUUCAUCAGAAGAAUCUUCGGACGGGGAAUCGACAUCUCCUACAUUCAGAAAAGGAUCUGUUGAUGUUUCACAUAGUGAUAGCAAAAAAAGGGAAUUUGCCUAUAUUUCUCGACAUGAUCAGUUAUCGGAAAGUGAGAAACAUGAGAUCAGAGCGACUCUCACACCACUAGAAGUGAAGUUAGCAGAUCUUGAAACAUGCAAUAAUUUGAUUGGAAAACAUGGAACUACGCUUUUAUCAGCAUUGGCAGACUUGGAAAUUGUUGAAAAACAACUGUCUAAUAAUCCCAAAUCUAGCAGUGGAGGACAGAAUGUUGGAAUAGCAAAAUUAAAAGUUGUCAACGAACGGGCUAUGCUAUUUCGUAUAACAUCAUCAGCUAUGAUUAGUGCAUGCACUGAAUUUCUUCAAGUUGCCAAGACACAAAGUAAAAAGUGGCAAAAAAUGUUGACGCAUGAAAAAGAGCAAAGAUUGAGACUUGAAGAAACUGUUGAAACUUUGGCAAAACAGCACAAUAGUCUUGAACGAGCAUUGAAUGCAGCAACUGGUCCCCCUCGAUCAUCUCAACAAACAAUAAAACAAAAUAAUGAUGGUGAUGUUACAUUACAAUCUUCAGCUGAGAGACAGGUCGAGCCACAAAUAAUAAGACCUUUGAAUACACUUAAUGAUGAAUUGUCUGAUGAAGACGAUGAAUUUAUGGAUGCCUAUGAAGAUGCUUAUCCAGAAGAAAGUAGUCGGGAGGAAAGAACUGCUGAGGAAAAUCAGGAUAAAGGUUCGAUAUCAACAAGUAGUAGCCAUGAAUCUACGGAGUCUGUUGAAUCAGGAUCAGAGACAAAAGCUAGAAAAUUAUUAUUGAAAGCUGGCCACGGAGCUUCAUAUGGUGGUGUGAUUCAUCGUACAAGAAUUCCAUUCAAACCAAGCAAUAAACUAAAUUUAUGGAGUUUUAUGAAGAACUGUAUAGGAAGAGAUCUUUCAAAAAUUCCUAUGCCGGUCAACUUCAAUGAGCCGUUAUCAUUUUUGCAAAGAUUGUCUGAAGAUCUAGAAUAUAGUGAACUGCUGGACCGCGCUGCUAGAUGUACUGAUUCAUGCGAACAACUUGCUUAUGUUGCUGCUUUUUCUGUAUCAUCCUAUUCUACAACUCUUUUUAGAAUCGGUAAACCUUUCAAUCCUCUAUUAGGAGAAACUUAUGAAUUUGACAGUCUUGAUGAACAUGGUUAUAGACUGCUUGCUGAACAGGUCAGUCAUCACCCACCAUCAGCAGCUUGUUAUGCUGAAACGACAAAAUCAGUUGAUCAUGGAGGUUGGUCUUUCUGGGAACAAAUCACUUUAGUCAGUAAAUUUAGGGGAAAGUAUAUCAGUUUUACACCAAUUGGGACAUGUCAUGUUAAGUUCCACAAAACUGGACAUCACUACACAUGGAAUAAAGCUACUAUUACAAUACAUAAUAUCAUUGUUGGAAAGUUGUGGGUUGAUCAGAGUGGUGAAUCAAACAUUGUCAAUCAUGUUACUGAUGAUAAGUGCAAGAUAACGUUCUUUCCAUACAGUUAUUUUUCAAGGGAUACACCACGAAAGAUAUCUGGCUUUGUGAUAGACAAAGAUGGCAAUGAACGUUUUCAAGUAUUUGGAACAUGGGAUGCAUCUGUGAAAUGUAAAAAAGUCGAUAAAGCUACUCCGAAAAGUCAACAAAAUGUCACUUUAUUGUGGCAAAAAUAUCCCCUGCCUCUUCUUGCUGAAAAAAUGUAUUAUUUUACGAAACUUGCACUUAUACUGAAUGAAUGGGUUGAUGGAACUGCUCCGACAGAUUCUAGGAGGAGACCAGAUCAGAGAAAGAUGGAGGAAGCAGCAUGGGAUGAAUCUAACAAGAUUAAACUUGAAUUGGAGGAAAAACAGAGAUGCCGAAGAAAAUUGCGGGAGAUGGAUGAGGCAAAAAAGAAAGAGGAGGGUGUUCCUGUAGUACCUUAUCGACCGAGAUGGUUCAAGAAAACACAGUGCCCUCUGAUGGAUGAAGAUGCUUUUGUCUUCACACAUGAAUACUGGGAAGCGAAGAAAAGACAAGACUGGGGACAAACAGUGAAUAUUUUUGAUCUUGAUUCUGAGAAACCUGAAACACAGUCAACUUCAACCGCUGAUACAUCCACUGUAUUGGGGGAUUUACCAAAAUCAGCGAGUGAGGGUCAGUUGACACCGUAUUUUGUGAAACAACCUGUCGAUCCUCCACAAAGUUCUGUUGUUUCUUGAUUUUUCAUUGUCUGUAAUGUGGAAUGCUAAGUCAUGACGAAAUGACUUCGAAAGUAUGUGUGUUGAAUUAUUAUGUGAUGGACAUGUGGACAGUGCAAUUAUAAAUGUCUAUUCUAUUUAACAUCAUUUUUUUUCUGUUAUGUCAAUACACUGGAAUUAUAUAUCAGAAAUAAUAUAUUUAGGUUGUUCAGUAAUAAGAUAUUCUGGUUCAUGGUGUCAAGAUAUACAUACAAUAAUAAAAUUUUCUUGUAAAUUGUAGGUUUUAUGCUAUCCAGGUUUUUUUUUUAUUCUUACAAGGCAAAAAUCUGAUUAGCUUUGCUGUAUUAAUUGCUAUAAGGAGCUUUCUUGCAGCUGCACAAUAUUUGGUCCAGGAGAUGGGUGCGGUGAAUAAGUUGUUGACAGAAAUUUAAAAAAUAAAUCUUGUUGUGCAAUA
Styela clava is the source of this 3200-nucleotide messenger RNA. Its product is annotated as oxysterol-binding protein 1-like. Gene Ontology annotation, molecular function: sterol binding. Lineage: Eukaryota; Metazoa; Chordata; Ascidiacea; Stolidobranchia; Styelidae. The record is from RefSeq and is a predicted model, not a curated record. Gene Ontology annotation, cellular component: plasma membrane; cytosol; perinuclear endoplasmic reticulum.